AUGAAUAUUUUUCAAGCCGAAGGAGAAGCGUUUGCAAAACCUAACGUCACCAAGAUCCCAAACACACAAAUAUCGACAUAUGGGAGUUCACUCACUCUGGUGUGUGAGGUAUAUGGUCAGUACAGCAUAAGAUGGUACAAAGUUGGAUUAGAUGAAGAUUUAAUGACCGAUGAAGAAAUAGUAUCUAAGAAAAAUGUUAAUAGUCUUACCUUUGUAAUUCCAAGAGCGACCGAAAAGGAUGAUGGGAUAUAUGUGUGUGAGAUACAGCGUUUCAUUGUAAAAUACAUCGCCAACAAUACAAUUGUUGUGAAGUCACAAGGUACAGUAAAGAUAUGAUUGUAUGUUUGUCGAAUGUGGAAUUAAAAACAGAAACGCCGAGUAAUAGGGAUGCAUUUUGCAUCAUAGCGCUCAUGUAAGGAAGCAAAAAAACUUUAAAAAUCUUAUGUUUUGUCAUAUGUGUUGAAGGUUACCAAAAAUUGACACAGAUGCACAUGCAAUUUUUAAUCCAGUCGUCCCUCGGCAAUCUGACAUCCGUGUUGACAAAAAUGGUCUCACUUUAAACUAUACGCACUGUAUAUGUAGCCUUUCAAUUGGGAAAGAUCGAGGAAAAGGAAAAGCGCGAGGGAGGGCGGGAAAUGUUUACAGCAACUGAAUCAUGCUUCUAAGAUCCUCAACUAUUUGUACUCUUGGCUAACGUUGGUCCUUGUUCUAUAUAUAGGACUCAGCUUUUGAAUCUGUUUUAGAAGGUGAGGAGCCUUCAUUUUCUGAAUUUAAUGCAUCAUCUGAGAUCAGAUUGAAGGAGAAUGACCAUGUUUCUGUCAGCUACUCUGUAUCUGGAAUUCCUAGCCCAAAUAUAACCUGGUUUAUAACAAAGAACGGUUUGCCUUCCAAGCAAAUCGCGCUAUGUCCAUCCAAUGUGAGCCAUUGCAAGCUGAGCAGCUGGAGGAACGAAGAGACUACCAAAAAGUUAUUUCGUGUUUUGAAAGUCGAAUACCCAGCCGACGAUGACAUAACGUACACCUCCCAGGCUACCAAUGAUCUGGGAAAGGCGAACAAAUCCUUUACGAUAAGAGUCUACAGUGAGUGUUAA
Molecule: messenger RNA, 1090 nt
Organism: Paramuricea clavata
Lineage: Eukaryota; Metazoa; Cnidaria; Anthozoa; Malacalcyonacea; Plexauridae
Source: the annotation of a GenBank genome assembly